GUUGUUGUGUGCUUUCAAGUCAUUUCUGACCAUUUGCAAGCCUAUCCCAGCGUUUUCAUGACAAAUUAUAUCACUUCUUUCUCCCAGCACAGAAUUCCAGGCAUAUGAUAACAAGUUAAAAUGCAACUAUCAAGAAAAAUGAUUAGUUCAAAAGAUUAAAAACAAUUAAAUUGCGGUUGUAUUAAUGCAAAGGAUGAAUGAAUACUGCCUUAACCUGCAUUCCCACAAAGUUUCAAAUGCUGCCCUACUGCAUGCAGGGAAGCAGGCAGCCCACGGUGGAGAGAGAGCAAAGAGGCACCGGAGAGGAAAGGCCUGGGACACUCGCACACGCAAGCAGGUCACGCCACUUUACGGACAACAAUUGCUAACCAAUGCCAUGCUCCUCAGUUGAUCGUGAGCAGUGGAAAACUGCAUGCAAGACAAUACUUCAGAACCUUCCACUUCCAUAACUCAACUGCUGAGAGAGAGCUAUCUAGCUGAAAACAGCCAUCAAGGGAAUAGCGAAAGGAGUAGAUCAGAACCAUCUCCACAUUCUUUCCAUUGUGGCGAUACCUCUGGGACUUCUGAUGAGGUGCCUGGACAAGAUGACCUUCCCGAUCUUUCUGCUUUUUUGAGCCAAGAAGAGUUGGAUCAAAGUGUGAACCUGGCAAGACAGGCCAUCUCUCAAGAUCCCCUUGAAAGCAAGCCAGAUGAACAGGUUCAUGUGUUUUAUCCCUCUGAGUUGAAAAACUCUGGAAAUACAGUUUCUAAAAAACCACAAUUCCAGCCUUCAUCUUCACCGACUUUGGACAGCAGUCAAAAGAAGCAGACAUCCAGUUCAGAGGCUGAGUCCAAAAAGGAAUUCCUGAACAAGGCUGCUGAUUUUAUUGAGGAGCUGUCUUCACUUUUCAAAGCACACAAUUCCAAAAGAAUCAGACCCAGGACAUGCAAAAACUACAAAAGCAAACUUGAAUCUAAAAAUAAGGCUGCCCAAGAGAGCAGUUGUGCUUUUUCAAAUCUGUCAGAAAACAGAGAAAGGCCUUGUGCUCCAGUAACUCAAGAUUUAGAUAAAACUGAGCACACACUUGAACAACCAGAUAAACUUCUUCAGGCAGACUUGGAAGCUGUAACUACAUUAGAAAUUUCAGGUUUAACUACAGAAUCACCUGCAGCAUCUUUUAAUUCAGACGAGCCUUUAGGCCAGCCACCACAUUUUACUCAAAAACUGAAGAGCAGGGAGGUCCUUGAAGGAACCAAAGUGCAGUUGGAUUGCAUUGUGGUAGGAAUUCCAACACCUGAAAUCAGGUGGUACUGUGAAGGAAAGGAACUUGAAAACUCACCAGAUAUUCAAAUCAUCCAGUCAGGAGACUUGCAUUCACUGACAAUUGUUGAGGCUUUUGAAGAAGACACAGGGCGUUACUCCUGCUUUGCUUCUAACAUCUAUGGGACAGAUUCCACUUCUGCAGAGAUUUUUGUAGAGGGAGCCUCAUCUUCUGAAUCUGAACCUGACAGCAGCAAAGAAGAAAUGGAUCAAUAUCAAACCCACAGAAAGGUUUCUUCAGAUGUGCCACCACCUCCUGUUAAUACCAUAGUCUCCCAUCAAGAAUCACCCAAACCACAACCUUCAAUCAUACAGCCUGUGUCAAUACCUGUUCAUUGUCAAAGCCCUACUAAUUAUUUACAAGGAUUGGAUGGAAGACCCAUAAUAGCUGCUCCUGUGUUCACCAAGAUGCUACAGAACAUAUCUGCCUCUGAGGGUCAGCUGGUUGUGUUUGAAUGCCGUGUAAAGGGAGCACCUUCUCCAAAGGUUGAGUGGUACCGAGAAGGAACAUUAAUAGAAGAUUCUCCAGACUUCCGAAUAUUACAGAAAAAACCUCGUUCUAUGUCUGAGCCAGAGGAAAUUUGCACAUUGGUCAUUGCUGAGGUAUUUUCCGAAGAUUCUGGGAGUUUCACUUGUACAGCAAGCAAUAAAUAUGGGACAGUUUCCAGUUCAGCUCAUCUAACUGUAAAAGGACCUGAGGACCAGAACAAUAAUGCUGUUCUUCAUAGUGUAAGUUCCAUAAGUUUGUUUGCUGCUGAGCACACACCUUCAGCACCUGUCCCUUCCCUCCCAUUGGUGGAUCACACACCCAAACCUAAACUGGAAGGAGUUCUUAUCAAUCACAACGAGCCCCGGUCAAGUUCAAAAGCUGGACUUCAUGUGCACUUUAAGUUGCCAGAAGAUGAUAAAGGAAGUGAAGCGUCAUCAGAAGAUGGUGGAGGACCUGGAAAUCAAAUCAGACCAAAUAGCUUCCCAGACAAGUUGAACGGACAAAUAUUUAAAAUUCAGGAGCCAACCUCCCCUUCAAAGGAGCCACCUCCUGUGCUGGCUAAACCAAAGCUGGAUCCUACCCAGCUAAAACAGCUGCACAACCAGGUCAUGCUGGAGCAACAACAAAUUCAGCAGCCAUCUCCCCCGCCUCCACGAGAGACAUUGUUCAAUUUUGCCACACCAAACUUUUCUCCUUUGCCUAACCAACAGCAGCAAUCACCACCACCACCUUCAUCUGCAGCAUACAAGCAGAAUAAGGCCCCUCCAACACAGGCAUUCAAUUAUACCCGGCCUAAGCAGUUCCUGUCAUCUCAGAGCAGUCUUGCAGCAGUCAGCUCCCCUUCCAGCUCCCCAAUGCCUUCUUUCACCAAUGUAUCUCAAGGAACCCAGAGGACAGCCAACAAGGAAAGCUUCUUAGGAUCUCCUCCACCAUCCCAGACAAAGUCCUCAGGAGGGAUGAUGAACCAAACGGAGCAACUUCUUACAAGUCCCAAAGAAACUGUGUUGCCACCACUAUUGCUUUCUGUAUCCAGCACAAACCAGUUCCAGCCCCAAAACGUGCCUUCUACGCCUCUCUCUCCAACUGGUCGGAUUCAAAACCCAGUGGCCUUCCUUAGUUCUGUCCUUCCUUCACUUCCUUCAACUCCCCCAAAGAAUGCCAUGGGUCUGCCUAAAAGUGCACCAGCUGUAGGAAAUCAGGGAACAGUGAAGAGAAAUCACAGGACUUCCCAUUUGGCAACAGAGGAUUCGAUUAGAGAUCACAAAGCCACUGUAGUAAAAGACUUGGAGAAAAGACUGCACCAACGAGAUGAUGUAUUUUCACAAAGCCUGCAAAGAACGAAUUAUGAUGAAAAUCUGGCUUGCAGGCUUCAGGGACCAAGUAAUGAUGCCACAACUUUCAACUUUACAGCUCAGGAUGUAUCCAAGGAAUACAAAAUCUCCAGCUUUGAGCAGAGGUUGAUGAAUGAAAUAGAAUUUCGACUUGAACGUACACCGGUAGAUGAAUCAGAUGAUGAAAUCGAGCAUGAUGAGAUCCCUACAGGGAAGUGUAUUGCUCCAAUCUUUGACAAGAGACUGAAGCAUUUCCGUGUCUUGGAAGGCUAUCCUGCUGCCUUCACUUGCAAGAUUGUUGGAAUUCCUAUACCCAAGGUAUAUUGGUUCAAGGAUGGCAAGCAAAUUUCAAAGAGAAAUGAACAUUUCCAGAUGAACAGAGAGGGUGAUGGAACUUGCUCUUUACAUAUUGAAACAACUACAAAUGAUGAUGAUGGGAACUACACAAUCAUGGCUGCAAAUCCACAGGGAAGAAUCAGCUGCUCUGGUCACUUGAUGGUUCAGACUCCUCCAUUGCGUGGUAGACUAACAACAGCUGAACAGUCUCACAGGGGGCGUUCACGUAUACCUGAAGGAGAUAAAGAACCCCUACAGGAGCGCUUUUUCCGGCCGUAUUUUCUACAGGCACCUGGGGACAUGGUUGCUCAUGAAGGACGGCUUUGUAGGCUAGACUGCAAGGUAAGUGGCUUACCACCUCCGGAGCUGAUGUGGCUUCUCAAUGGCAGACCCAUAUUACCAGAUAUCACUCACAAGAUGCUGGUCAGAGAAACUGGAGUCCACUCACUACUCAUUGACCCUCUCACACGGAAUGAUGCGGGGACUUACACCUGCAUCGCCACUAAUAAGACGGGGCAAAACUCAUUCAGUCUGGAGCUUAGUGUUGUAGCAAAGGAAGUAAAAAAGGCUCCAGUAAUACUGGAAAAGUUACAGAACUGUGGUGUGCCAGAAGGACAUCCAGUCCGAUUAGAAUGCAGAGUGAUUGGGAUGCCACCUCCUGUCUUUUACUGGAAGAAGGACAAUGAAACCAUCCCUCCCAACAGAGAAAGGACGAGCAUGCACCAAGAUGCUACAGGCUAUGUUUGCCUUUUGAUCCAGCCUGCUAAAAAGGUGGAUGCUGGUUGGUAUACUUUGUCUGCAAAAAAUGAAGUUGGCAUUGUCUCCUGUACUGCUAGAUUGGAUAUCUAUGCUCAGUGGCAUCAACAGAUUCCUCAGCCAAUAAAGAUCCGCCCUGGUGGCACCCGAUAUGCGAGCCUCAGCGGGCAAGGACUUGACAUUUUUUCUGCUUUCUCUCCUGUUGAGACUCCUGUGAGGUUUUCAUCACCGCCCCAGCCAGUGGUAGAAAGUGAAGAACUUUAAAAAGCCGGGGGGAAACCACCUCUGGUUCCAAUCCUACCUGCAAAAAAAAAAUAUUAAAGCAAUGCCAGAACUGUGAACAAGAGUGGAAGGUACAAGCCAGGAGACUCAAGGUUUACAAGCAACAUGUAUUUGUAAAAUAACUGUAAAGUUGCUGAAAUGCAAGACCUUAGUUCAUCCUGAUUCUAUGGGGUCAUUGUGGUAUAGAAUGCACUGCAGUAAGUUCCAUGCUAUGUUGCUUUUUUCUAUGUGUUAUGAAGGAAAGUGACCUAGUUUCCAAAGGUUAAGAUAAAAUGCCAUACCAAAGCUUAAUGCUUGAAUUUAAAAACUCCUGCUCCAUCUUAAAUAAGCAAUGCUAUACAUUUUGAGUGUUCGAUUACCAAUAGAAAUACUGACACUGAUAAUUGGAAAGAAAGUAAAUCACAUAACUUUGAAUAUCAUCUUUUAAUAGUGACUGGUCAUCUCUAAACACUAAGCACUAAUCAAAGGCAAAAAAUAAAUGCUGGAAGAUCUCUUUAAUAGAAAUAGAUAAAAUAAGAGAUCAGACAAACCUGAAAUUAGAAACUGCUAUACAGUAGGGUUUUUUUAAAGUGUGAAUGCAUAUUUCAUGAAUUGCCUACUCAUGGUGCAUUGAAUCCUUUUGUAAGGCACCAUGCAUAUCUUUUGAACGUAACCAUGUGCAAUUGAGGCAGCAAUCCCAUGCUCACUUUCCUAGUAGUAAGCCCUAGUGAGCUCAGUGAGACUUACUUUCAAGUAGGCUGCAUGGGAUUGUGCUAUGAACUUCUAACCCACAAAACACCUAUUAUGUAGACAUUUCAGUUAUCACUGCUAUAUACAUUUUUGAAGUGUGCUUACUUGUUCUUUUUCCAUUUUAGGAAUUCGCUGUUUUGAUCCAACAAAUAGCUUACAUGUUAUUUUUGCUCAAAGAUAUUAAUUUCUUUCACAGUCAGGUGUUUGAUAAUUUUGUGUGUGUGUGUGUGUGUGUGUGUGUGUGCAUGUGUGUAUACACACACACAUAUAUACAUACAAUGUUCCCUCACUUAUCGCGGGGGUUACAUUCCAGAACCACCCGCGAUGAGUGAAAAUCCGCAAAGUAAAGACAGAAGUAGAAAGAGGGAGGGAGGGAGGGAGAGAAGAAGAGAAGAAGAGAAGAAAGAGGCAGGGGAACAUGGCCCCACAUCCUUCUCGUCCCACUGUCGUUUGGGCUCCUUCUCUGCCCCGCCACCUUCACCCAACUGAGACCACCACCAUUGUAAAUUAUAAGUUUUUAUGAUUUAUAAUAUUAUUUUAGUGUUUAUUUAAAAACCAUGAAACAGUGAGGGCACAAAAAACGAACAGCGAAGUAGCAAGGGAACACUGUAUAUAUUUAUAUAAUAUCCAGUGCUCACCCUCUUUUCAGAUGGGUAUAUAACAAUGCCCUCUUUUCAUAAUUGAGUCUUGCUUCCAUCAAAACCAUCUUGGUUCCCAUUCAUCCCAAUUUGAAAUUCUUCAAAACACUUCACUUUCCUCCCCUGCCCUCCCAUUGAUACAUUAACAUACCUCUGAUACACUGAUAUAUUACACUGAGAAGGAGAGAUAACAUGCACACUUUAAAGGAAUUAGUUAAACAUAAUUAGUUGCCUUAAUUUAUUAACCCAAUAACUAAGGGAUAACUAAGGCUGGAUCUGCACUGCCAUAUAAUCCAGUUUCUGAAUCCAGAUAAUCUGCUUUGAACUGGAUUAUAUGCAUCUACACUGCUAUAUAAUCCAAUUCAAAGCAGAUAAUCUGGAUUCAGAGACUGGAUUAUAUGGCAGUAUAAAUGGGACCUCAACUGGAUUACAACUGUAAUGAGGAAUAAUGUCAUUCCUUUUCUUUGGUGUAACCGUAUCUUUUGAUAGUUAUUGGCAUCACUAAAGGAUAGAAGAUGAGUAUCACAUGGUUCAAGCUUUGCCUUGUGUUAUGCUUUAUGCUGAUACCUCAUUCUCUUUUGGAUAUUAUGGUGAUGAAGAGAUAGGAGAAGAGUAUACUUUGUACUACAGGUCACUGGCUUGUAGAAAACAGAUUAAAAAAACAACAACAAAUAUUAGGUUCAUUCUGAUUAAUGGGAAAAUAAAAAACUACUUUAAAAAAUUGGCAUAUUAUCGGAAGAAACACAACCUGGAUAUUUCUAAUAUACAGUCACUAUGACAUACAGUUCUGUUUACCUGUACUUCAGAAUUUCUAUCUAUCUGCUUUUAAAGAGAAAGUUCUUCCUAUCUUGUAGAGCAAAACAUAGCAGGGGUCAAAUCUAAGCUUUAUCUUGCUGAGGCCUAAUUCUAUUGUUAGUCUUGACCAGAGUAGACUCACUGAAUCAGUCUCAACCUACAUGUUGACACACCAUUCAUCAAUUGUGACUGAAUGAAUCUGCUCUGGUUACAACUAACCAAUAGGAUUCUAGCCGUGGAAUGUUUAUAUUACAUUAAUUAUUACCUUUAAUUAUGUCAUACAAAUGUUACUGUACUUCUGUUGCUGUGAAAACUUUUGUGCACAAAGAUGUCACUUUUCUGAAAAUUGCUCUUUGAAAAAACAGGGAACGUGAUUUGUGCCAGGAACAGCCAUCACUGAGAAGUUCAGUUUGUUCAUUGAGUGCAUGUGUUAGAAUAAAUGCUCACAAUCUGACAUUCAUAUAAAUUCAUACAUAAAUCCUAAUGGUGAGGUCCUCAAGGAUAGUCUAAAUAGGUAGGGAGCUAUGUUGAUUCCCCAUCAACAAACAAUAGACGUGAGUCUAAUGGGUCAUAAUUUCCCAUUCAAGGUCAGGUUGACCACAAGUCCUUUGCAUGUCAAAAGGCGUUGCUCAUUUUCGACUGUUGAUGAGGAAAUCCACUUCUAUUUCAGCUUCUGCAGCAAUUGUAGCUGAGGGCAAAUGGAACACUGGGAGGUAGCAAGUAAUAUUACUGUUAUUGCUUAUUGAAUCGUUCUGGCCCCACUACAUAACAGAUAAAUGCACCAAAUUCUACUUAAACUAAAUCAUCUACAUCUAAUUGCCAUCAGUCACUGAUCCAUGUCUGAAGAGGAAAAUAUUUUGGAAUUAUCAGCACUCAGUUGUUUGUGUCAACAUUCAACAAAAAUUGGAAAUUUACUGGAAUAGGAAUCCAUUUAAACUCAGGUUAUUACAGUUAUGUAAUUUUAUCAUCAUGACUGACUUGCCUAAAGGGCUAUUCAAUUAUGAGUCUUAUUAAUGGAGCAGAUAACUUUAUGUGAAAAAUGCUGCUGAAAAACAAGACAGUUUUACUGCCAGAGUUUUCUUCUGCAUUAAAUUGUGCGAUUUCUUCUUUUUCAUUUCAGUCAACCAAAAGGAUCUAGACUUAUUUGGUACAGAAAAAAAAAAUCAUUAGUCUUAUACAGUAAAAGUUUUCAAAAGGACCUAAUGUUAAUGUUAACAGAGGGAUCAAAUUACCUGUAAAGUUUUCACUUAGGAUGUAAUAAAACGUGCUCAACAAACAUGCAACACAGAUAUUCAACAAAAUAGAAUACCCCUAAAAUGAAUGUAUACAAUCCAAUCGUUUCUGCCUAACAGAAGAAAUUUCCCUCUCCAUGCUGGAGCUCCUUAUAACCUGAACCUUUUCGAAAGGGCUACGUCCCCAAAACAGAUCUAGGGAAAGUGCAAGCAGCUGUGGUGGGAAGAAAACAAAAAAGUUGGUUGUACGUGCCGAAGACCCAUUUAACCCAAUGGCAGGAUUUUUUUAAAGUUAUCUUUUCACACAGGUUGUUGGAGUACUUUCAAUUGGACACUAAAGACGAGAGAUCCAAGCCACAGCUCUUUUACUAGCCAAAGCAAAAUGAGGGUGACCAACAAAGAAAAAUUUGUGCCACAAGAUCUGAGAUGCAGCUCGGUAAUUUUAUAGUUAGAACUUUUUGAGCACCUACAAAAUUCAGUGAACAUUUUCUUUCUUUUUUUCUCUCUUAUCAGAAGGCACAAGGAUUCCUCAGUAGCUCGCGUUCCUUCUCAGUAGCUUACAUUCCCCCUCUCUCCUUCCCCUUCCUGCUGAGUUCUCUGUUUUCAGGUAGUAUUUUUCCCUUCAAGGCCCUCUUUUUCUCUCUUCAGGUCAUAAGGUCCUCCUGUUGAACCAUUCUCCCAUUUUCAUCUCCUCAAUUGCCUAAGACUCCUUCUAUGCUCUGUUUUGUCUAGCAGAGACUGGAAGAGUGAGCUUCAGAUCCUCUUCACAAAUCCUCCAUUUCCCCCUCUCUCUUAAAACUUCAUUCUUAUAAAAUUCACACUUAUAAAAUUUCAUGUUAGCAUCUGUUUCUUUUCUGAGCUUCUACAUGGUCUUUUCUGACUAUACAUUAAAGAAUAGAAUAUUCUAUGUGAGAAUAUAAGGAAAUCAAACCAUUGCUUCCAAGAUCUGAGUUUGUUUCUUACACAGCAAUCCAAAUCUUAGAUUGUCUGUUCCAGUAAAACAGCAGUUCUUAACCUGGGGUCCCCAGAUGUUUUUGGCCCACAACUCCCAGAAAUCCAAACCAGUUUACCAGCUGUUAGGAUUUCAGGGAGUUGAAGGCCAAAAACAUCUGGGGAUCCCAGGUUGAGAACCACUGCAGCAAAGGAUGAUACAGUCAGCAAUCCAUCGCUUGAUUUUCUUUAAAAAAAAUACUUCCAAAAGGAGAAUAUUAAUUUUGCCAUUUUAUAUAAGAAAAACCAUUUUACUAAGCCAUUUAAUAUAGUGAGACUGGAGUAUCCAUGAAUUGUGGUGUACACAGGGGUUCUGGAACCAAAUGCCAGCAGAUACUGAGGGCUCAUUAUGUAUGUGAUACUCACCACUCUAGCACCAGAGCACCAGAAACAGCACACCAUGGAUGUAUGGCAAUGAAUGCCUUUAAUUUCACCAACCAGAGCCCCUUCUUGAUGUUUUUUUUCUAUUGAACGCACAAGUGAACAUAAAGAACCAUAGGAGUGUUGACAUACCGAUAUUUGCGAACUGAAAAUAUUUCUUUAAACAAAGGCUAAUCGAUCAAUGUCUGCUUCAAAAUAUAAUUUUAAGAAAUGCAAUGUAUAGUAAAGAAAUAUACUUAUCUGGCUGUUUUGAAACACAGUUGUCUAAAAAUGGGUUUCACAUACCUUCUGUAAGCAGUAACUGAUUAAUAACAAGGAUACAUGAAUGUGUUGUUGUAUCUGUUAAAUGCAAUAAUGCAUGAGUCAGUGACCUUAUAUUCUGCAGUAUGAAGUUAUUUUUCCAUUGAAAUUGGGUUGUUAAAAUUCUGAUGAUAUAUGAAGGUGUAUACCCUCCAUAGUCAUGCAACUUCCAUAGGGGUCAGGGAGGGGGAUAAAGAGUACAAUUUAUAAGUAUGUUUUAAAUGCUUAAAAGGGAAAUGUUGGACUGUUCAGAAAAUGUAUUUUCCCUUGUCCGUUCAAUAAAGCUUCAGAGUUGCAUUA
This is a messenger RNA of Anolis carolinensis (green anole), 9860 nucleotides long. RefSeq names its product myopalladin (gene mypn). The transcript is spliced from 24 exons. Lineage: Eukaryota; Metazoa; Chordata; Lepidosauria; Squamata; Anolidae. The coding region runs from base 413 to 4477 and encodes 1354 amino acids. The record is from RefSeq and is a predicted model, not a curated record.